UGAUUCUAUCUAAUACCCUCUGUUCCACCAAUAUCACAUAUUAGAAAGCAUGGGCUUUGCUAGCUUCACCGAUGAGUAUACUUCCCCCAUAGCUCCUUCGAGGCUCUUCAAGGCAUCCAUCAUUGACUCUCACAACUUGGUCCCGAAACUCUUGCCCCAAGGUAUUAAGAGCAUUGAGCUUGUUCAAGGUGAUGGAGGAGCCGGAAGCAUCAAGCAAGUCAACUUUAUUGAUGGCCGCAAUUUCAAUAGUGUCAAGUAUCAUAUUGACGAGCUGAGUGAAGAAAAGUACACUUAUAACUAUACAUUACUGGAAGGAGAUGCCUUGGUGGAAAAGCUUCAAAAAAUAACUUACGAGGUUAAGUUUGAAUCAUCACCUAGUGGCGGUACUAUCUCUAAGGUGACAAGCAAGUACUACACUGACGGGGAUUUCAUGCUCAAGGAAGAGGACAUCAAAGCGGGCAAGGAAAAGGUACUGAUGAUGUACAAAGUUGUGGAAGCCUACCUUCUCCAAAACCCUGAUGCCUAUGCCUAGAUUUUCAUUGCAUGACAAGUCUUCUGUUCUCCCCAGCGGAUUCACAUGUAUUGGCCUAUUCCGUCCUGGAUUGAUGAAAUAGUUGUUUUUAUGAUUUAUCGUUUUCUUUUCAAAGUUUGAGGUUUGCUUUUUCUGUUUGAGAAUAAAGAGAGGCAACUUGUUUGGCUCUGUUCUAUACGAUUUAUGUUUCAAAUUAUGUAUUUGCAUCCUUAAAUUUAAUAAAA
Daucus carota subsp. sativus is the source of this 756-nucleotide messenger RNA. RefSeq names its product major strawberry allergen Fra a 1.07-like. NCBI's taxonomy places the organism in Eukaryota, Viridiplantae, Streptophyta, Magnoliopsida, Apiales, Apiaceae. The record is from RefSeq and is a predicted model, not a curated record. Gene Ontology annotation, cellular component: cytoplasm; nucleus. Gene Ontology annotation, molecular function: abscisic acid binding; protein phosphatase inhibitor activity; signaling receptor activity. Gene Ontology annotation, biological process: abscisic acid-activated signaling pathway; defense response. The transcript is spliced from 2 exons. The coding region runs from base 50 to 532 and encodes 160 amino acids.